Messenger RNA from Cuscuta campestris, 885 nucleotides. The record is from the annotation of a GenBank genome assembly. NCBI's taxonomy places the organism in Eukaryota, Viridiplantae, Streptophyta, Magnoliopsida, Solanales, Convolvulaceae.
CUCUGAACCUUGAAGUGAAUCUAUUCCUGUUUAUCUAUCCUAAGUUUGGGUACAACAUUUGGUAUCAGAGCUUGUUGUUAACAUCUCUAAAGGACCAAACACACGUUCCUCACCUUUUCCUAAUCCUUUCUUGAUCCCAAAUACAUCACACAAAGUCCACAAAUCAGCCCAAUCAAACACCAUGUCAAAUACCACUCAAAACAUGACCCAUGAAGAACUUGUAGCUUCAAAUGUAGCCCUGCAAGCUCAAGUUGAUUAUCUAGCCAAGCAAAUAGCCCAGCUCACUAAACAAAAGCUAGCUAUGUUGCAAUCCAGUGAUGAUGAAGAAGACGCUAGCUCCAGUGCCACCACAAGAACUAAAGCUCAAGAUAAGUCCGGUUCUGAUUUCAAAGUGGAUAUUCCCAUUUUUGAAGGAAAGAAUGACCCGGAUGAGUUCCCAGAAUGGCUGGAAACAGUAGAAAGAGUAUUUGAUUUCAAAGAAGUAUCCGACGAGAAAAAGGUCAAGCUUGUAGCCUUGAAGUUUCGGAAAUAUGCAUCUACCUGGUGGUCCAACAUCAAAACCAAGAGGAGUCGAGAUGAGAAACCCCCGGUUGAUACCUGGCAAAAGAUGAAGACUCUCUUGAAGAAGAAGUUCCUACCUACUGAGUAGGUACGUGAGAAUUUUGCUAGGCUUCAAACGCUUAGAUAAGGUUCAAAAUCUGUUGAGGAUUACACCAGAGAAUUUGAAGAACUCUUGCUAAGGUGCAAUCUGCAGGAGAAUGAAGAACAAACCUUCGUAAGGUAUCUUUUUGGCUUAAAUACUCAAAUAGCCAACACGGUUGAAUUACAAGGUUUCAACACUUUUGAAGAGCUCACUAAAUUAGCUCUUAAAGUGGAAUCUCAAAU